Lucilia cuprina (Australian sheep blowfly) is the source of this 721-nucleotide messenger RNA. Its product is annotated as testis-specific serine/threonine-protein kinase 2. The record is from RefSeq and is a predicted model, not a curated record. NCBI's taxonomy places the organism in Eukaryota, Metazoa, Arthropoda, Insecta, Diptera, Calliphoridae. Gene Ontology annotation, biological process: intracellular signal transduction; protein phosphorylation; microtubule cytoskeleton organization. Gene Ontology annotation, cellular component: cytoplasm. The coding region runs from base 28 to 582 and encodes 184 amino acids. Gene Ontology annotation, molecular function: ATP binding; tau-protein kinase activity; protein serine/threonine kinase activity. The transcript is spliced from 3 exons.
UACUACUUUUUAAGAGUCUACUUAAUCAUGCAACUGGCUGAGAAUGGAACUCUUUUGGAUUAUGUGCGCGAUAAGAAAUACCUAGAUGAGGCUCAGUCGCGUAAAUUAUUUCAGCAAUUAAUAAGUGCUGUAGAAUACAUUCACUCUAAAGGAGUGGUGCACAGAGAUAUCAAAUGUGAAAAUCUUUUACUGGAUGAAAAUUACAAUUUAAAACUAAUCGAUUUUGGGUUUGCACGCAAGGACACACGUACAAGUGAUCAACAGGUGAUAUUAUCGAAGACAUUUUGUGGCAGUUAUGCCUAUGCUAGUCCAGAGAUUCUAAAAGGUGUUGCAUACGAUCCAUUUCAGUCCGAUAUCUGGGCCUGUGGUGUGGUCUGCUAUGCCAUGAUAUUUGGUCGUCUACCUUAUGAUGGUUCUAAUGUACAUGUGCUAUUGAAACGUAUUAACUCUUCGUUGGUAUUCCCCAAAGUUCCGACAGCCAGCAGCGAGUGUAAACAUUUGAUUUUACAUAUUCUGGCUCCCUUGAAAAUGCGUUAUAAUAUUGCACAAAUCAAAGAAGAUCCCUGGAUGAAGAUGUCAUGAGAAGUCGGCAAAAAAUAGGAUGUGUUGUACAGGAGAGAUGAAGGUUUUUUGGAAUAAAUAUGAUAAAAAAAACAUUUUGGCUAAAUUUUCUUUUAAAUAUUUUUUUGGUUAAAUAAAAUACAAGAAUUUUAUAUUUAAA